Molecule: messenger RNA, 672 nt
Organism: Cuscuta campestris
Lineage: Eukaryota; Viridiplantae; Streptophyta; Magnoliopsida; Solanales; Convolvulaceae
Source: the annotation of a GenBank genome assembly
CUAAAUAUAGUCAUGUGUGAUCUUGUUUGAUUUGUCUUAACAUAUAGAUUAUUAAUAUAUAAUUUCUAUAAUUUUUUAAUAUACAAAUUACAAGAUAAAAUGGAUUAAAGAAGUGCAUUGGAUGAAUGAAAGGUAAGUUCUAUCGAUCCGUAGUCAGACCUGCUAUGUUAUAUGGGGCAGAGUGUUGGGCGGUUAAGAAGACUCAUGUGCGUCGUCUGCAUGCGGCGGAGAUGCGGAUGUUACGAUGGAUGUGUGGGAAGACAAGGUUGGAUAGGAUUUCGAACGAAGUUAUCCGACGUCAAGUAGGUAUGGCACCGGUGGAAGACAAGUUGCGGGAAGCGAGGUUGAGAUGGCUUGGCCAUGUGAGACGGCGGGAUGCUGACGCCCCUGUACGGAGAUGCGAGAGGAUUACGGUUAUCGGGGGAAGUAGGAGAAGGGGUAGACCUAAGAAGAAUUGGGAGGAGGUGAUUAGACAUGAUUUAGGACUUCUCGACCUGACUGAGGAUAUGGCCCUAGAUAGGAACCUUUGGAGAACUAGGAUUAGAGUAGCUGGAUAGGAGCUCGGUGUUGUAGAGGUGGAGCCGAGGGUCUCUUGGAAACAGCCUCCAUACUUCCGAGUAGGGGCAAGGUCUGUGUACACACACCCUCCCCAGACCCUACUGUUGUGGGAUU